This is a messenger RNA of Triticum turgidum subsp. durum (durum wheat), 996 nucleotides long. NCBI's taxonomy places the organism in Eukaryota, Viridiplantae, Streptophyta, Magnoliopsida, Poales, Poaceae. The record is from the annotation of a GenBank genome assembly.
AUGGGGCGAGGCAGGGCACCGUGCUGCGCCAAGGUCGGGCUGAACAGGGGCUCCUGGACGCCGCAGGAGGACAUGCGCCUCAUCGCCUACAUCCAGAAGCACGGGCACGCCAACUGGCGCGCCCUCCCGAGGCAGGCCGGCCUGCUGCGCUGCGGGAAGAGCUGCCGGCUCCGGUGGAUCAACUACCUGCGCCCCGACCUCAGGCGCGGCAACUUCACCGCCGAGGAGGAGGCCACCGUCAUCAAGCUGCACGCCUUGCUCGGCAACAAAUGGUCCAAGAUCGCGGCGUGCCUGCCCGGGAGGACGGACAACGAGAUCAAGAACGUCUGGAACACGCACCUGAAGAAGAAGGCGUCGGAGCAGAAGCCAGGCGUUGGCGAGAGCAAGGGCGAGGCGGCCGACGGAGACCCUGACACGCCCGCCCCUUCGUUGUCUUCGGCGUCCUCAUCGAUGACGACCAGCGACGGGUCCAACGGCGGCGCCGGGGAGCAGUGCGGCACGAGCAACGAGCCCGAAACGAUAAACGUACCAUCGCCUCUCGAGCUGGAGCUGGAGCCAGUCAUGGACAUCCUGGACAUGCUGGCCGACGAGCCCACGGAGGCGUUCGCGACGGCGGCGCCAAUGCCAACGUCUUCGUGCUCGUCGUCCUCCCUCACGACGUGCGCCGGGGGCGGCGGCGGUGUGGAGGAGCUGCUCGAGCUGCCGGACAUCGACAUGGACGCUGACAUCUGGAGCAUCAUCGAUGACGAUGUCGCGCGCCUACAACAAGGCGAUGCAACAGUGCCAUGUACGACCAAGGAGGGAAGCGAGUGGUGGUUGGAGGAUUUGGAGAAGGAACUCGGCCUGUGGGGCCCCGCGGAGGAAUCCCAGCCCCAGGCGGGCCCACUCGACCAGAUAGGCUACCCGGGCCAACUCUACGAAACGGAGGGGGACAUGGUGAUGGUAUCCUCCUGCCCGCCGUCCAGAUCCGAUCAUGAGGCGUCCAAUUCUGAAUAG